CUCGAGGCCCGAGCGGGGCCAGAGCUCUCUGACGUCCGCCCGGGGCCUGGGCCCGUCCCGUCGCCCAAUGGCGGACGAGCUGGCGGCGGCCGCCGACGGUGCCGACGGCCUCUCCUUCUACGGCCUGUCCAAGUGGCUGGCGAGCGCGAACGACCUGGUGCUGAGAGCGGACCACGCUGCCACCGCCAAGAACCCGAGGGCCGAGGACGUCGAGAUCUUGGAGCGGAAGGACGAGCUCUUGCAGAUUGCGGCGCGGCUGAAGCGCGCCAUGGGCUCGCGCCUGGAGAGCCCGCAGCUGACCAAACGGGAGAAGCCCCUGGCAGAGGAGUUUAUCAACGAUCAGCUGCGGCGGCUGAAGGUCCACUCUUCGGAGGACAAGCGCGUCGCCCAGGGGAUCGAACGCCUGCAGGGGAUCCUAGACCGCGUGCAAAGAGCACCCGCCCUGCCAGAGAGCCGCGCAGUUCGGCAGAUCCAGCGCCAGUUGAAGCAGCUGGAGGCCGACUGGAAGGAUCCGCUGAGCGCGGGUUUCCUCAUCUUCUUGCAUUGAGAUCUGGACAGAUCUUUCUCGAGUAAUGCCGCAACAUGUCUAGAUUUGUUUCAUCUUUCCGCGCCGUGGGAUCUCAGGGUUUGCUGCACUCGGUGGUACCACGCUUUGACGCAGCUCGAAAAAGGAUCGAAACCGCCUACGACGAAUCACCGCCGCCCACUGCCUUCGCUGUGGCCCGAGCUCGGCCAAGCUAUCGA
Prorocentrum cordatum is the source of this 744-nucleotide messenger RNA. The record is from the annotation of a GenBank genome assembly. NCBI's taxonomy places the organism in Eukaryota, Dinophyceae, Prorocentrales, Prorocentraceae.